UCAAAUUGUUUUGCUAUUUUUUUUAUAAAUAUUGCUAAAUAUAUUAUUGUGUCUGGAUUUUAUGAAAUGACUUGUAUUUAAUGUUAAACAUAUUUUGUAUCCAAAGUGUCAAAACUGUGUGUGUCUUUAAAUUAAGCAUAUGUUUAGUUGAUUUUUUUAUCGAUUGAUACUAAUUGUGACUAUGGAUAUCAUCAAAACGCCAAAGUUGGAGAACGUUCAGAUGUUGGAUAAAUAUAAUCUUCGAAAUCCAUCAAAGGGCACGCUGUACUUCGCUACGACGCAUCUAAUAUUUGUCGAUCAUGAAAUGAGAAAAGAGACAUGGAUUCUUCUGAUGCACAUAUCGUCUGUCGAACGUUUACCAAUAACCACAACGGGGUCGCCGUUGCUCGUUCGUACCAAAACCUUUCAGUCGGUAUUCUUCGUGAUACCGCGCGAGAGGGACUGUCAUGAGAUGCAUCAGACACUCUUGAGAUUAAGUCAGCCAGUUCAUUUGGAUGAAUUAUAUUGUUUCCACUACAAGUCUACUCCGGAUGAUUUACCGAAGUCAGCCGGCUGGAACUUCUUUGAUAUACAGACCGAGUAUCAAAGGAUGAAUGUACCGAAUGAACAGUGGGUUCUUUGUAACGCCAACAAGGAAUAUGAACUCUGCGACACGUAUCCAAGCGAAAUAUACGUACCAGCACGAGCCUCAACGGCUGUGCUCUUAGGCAGCGCCAGCUUCAGAUCGCGAGGCCGAUUACCAGUUCUCGCUUAUUUACAUCACAAUAAAGCAGCUAUUGCUAGAUGCAGCCAGCCAUUGAGUGGAUUCUCGGCUCGAUGUAUGGAAGACGAACAAAUGCUGGAUCUUAUACGGCGUGCGAAUCCCAACUGCGGUUACAUGUAUGUUGUAGACACAAGGCCCAGGAUAAACGCAAUGGUGAACCGAGCAGCCGGUAAAGGAUAUGAGAAUGAAGCCUUCUACGAAAAUAUUAAGUUUCAGUUCAUGGGCAUCGGGAACAUCCACGUCAUGCGGAAGAGUUUACAAAAGAUAGUCGAAACUUGCGAACAAAACAGCCCAACGAUGUCAUCAUUUCUCAAUGGACUGGAAUCGUCGGGUUGGCUCAAGCAUAUAAAGUCUAUCCUGGACACGUCCUGGUGGAUCGCGAGCGCGAUCGAGAGCGGUGUGAGUGUGUGCGUGCACUGCAGCGACGGCUGGGACCGCACCGCGCAGGUGUGCUCGCUCGCCGCGCUCUGCCUCGAGCCGCACUACAGGACCAUCAACGGCUACCAGGCACUCAUAGAAAAAGAUUGGCUUUCCUUCGGCCACAAAUUCACAGCUCGCUGCGGUCACGUGGCCUGCGACUCGCGGGAGCGGUCUCCCGUCUUCACGCAGCUUCUGGACUGCACGUGGCAGCUGUACAGACAAGCACCAGAGGCGUUCCAGUUCAACGAGAGAUUUCUCCUCACACUACACGAUCACGCGCAUGCGUGCCAAUACGGCACGUUCAUCGGGAACUGUCAGAAAGAUCGCCGUGAUUUAAGAUUGUCUGAACGUACGUUUUCUCUGUGGGGUUACAUGGCGAGUCAUCUAAACGAAUACAAGAAUCCUCUCUAUAACCCCAAAGCACAUCCCGAUGUACUCAAACCAGAUUUGAGUGCACAGAGUAUAAGGUUCUGGCGCGGCAUGUACUGCCGGCACGAGAGCGGCGUCCACCCGCGGGAGUCGCUGGCGGACAUCCUGCCGGCCGCCGUGGAGCACUCCGGCGCCCUGACGCACCACAUCGACUAUCUCGCUAAGAGGAUAUCAACAUUCAAGAACCUUCUCUCUGGACGUAAAGCCGAAAAAAGUAGAGAGACUGCGCUAGUCAAUUACCAGAACGGCGCUGACGACACCGUCGAAAUCGAGACUAAAGUGGAAGGUCUACAGAUAGACAAUAAGCUGCUGUACGAGUCGGGCGGCUCGCUGUCGGAGCUGGAGUGCGCAACGCACGACCACCCCCUCAAGGAGCUGGGAGGAGCCUCGCCCAACACGCAAAAAAUACCUCUUAUAACUGAGAAAGUGGACGCCUCGAUACCCUCGAGUAUGGUUCAACUCGAGGCCGAGAUGAACACCGUAGCCUUGGACUGGAAAAGCAUCAAGAACGUAACGGAGUGCAGCUGCUCCACCCCACUCGACCACUUCAGCAGGAAGCACCACUGCUGGGGCUGCGGGCGCUGCGUGUGCACGCGCUGCGUGUGCGCGCGCGCGCCGCUGCGGGCGCUGAGCGCGCCGCGCGCCGUGCCGCUGUGCGCCGCCUGCGCGCCCGACGCGCCCGACGCGCCCGACGCGCCCGCGCCCUCCCCCGCCGGUCUGGUAUCACAAGCCACUUAAGUUAUUAAUAUCAAAAAUUAUAAUUAUCUUACAGUAAGAGUUGUAAAUGUUUUUCUAUAUUCUGAUUAAUAUCUGAUAUAAGUAGUUAAAAUAUUAUCUUCUCAUCGUUUCUGUUUUGUUAUAAGUUAACGUUAUGACAAAAGUAUGUAUUGAUGAAUUGUACCUUAAUAGAAAAAAGCUGUAUUUGUAAUUUUGCAAUUAUAUAUAACAAAAUAAAAGCGGAGCUUGCAUUAAUAAUUGUAAUAUUUAUUAGUGUUUCAUGUACACGCACAGAUAUAAACAAAUUAUUUUAGAAUUUCAUGACAAUGGAUAUGUGGAACAUCCCUGUUAAGGUAUAUUGCAAUUUAGUUUAAUAAAUAUCUAUGCAAAUGUUGUAGAAACAGUUAAUUUUAAAAUUGUACAUAUUAUUCAAAAAAUAGUCUUAGUUUUUCAGAUUUUUUUUUAUUAAUUCUUAAAUAAAACUUAAAAAUAAUUAUCGUGCGGUUCAAGUAAUAUGGCAUGAAUAGUGUUUUGAUAUUAUUUGAUGAGUAUCCAUUCUAGAUGCAUUUAUCUCUCUCUGUUCAUUAGUUUUAGUAUUUUCGUGUAUUUCAAAAUAGUUUUAAGGUAGAUUUAAGUAGUUUAUAGUAGAUUUAAAAUAUAAAUAAUGAAAAUAAUUUUGAUUAUGAUAAAUUAAUAACACUAGCAUUUUAAUGAGCAUGCUCUAACACAUGCUAGUGACCUGCUUAUUAAUACCAGAAAGACAGAUACCUCAUUGUUCUAUUUACUGGUCAUACUUCACACGUUAAGAAAACCAAAGUAUUAGAGAACCUAUCGUGUAGCACAUCAGGCGAUAUUAACGAAUUACGUUGUCUUAAAGGCAGUAAAAUAAAUUUAAUUUUAUUUAGACUAUUUUUUAUCAGACUUGAUCGUCCGAUCGUCCGCUAUAACAGGAAUCUUAUUGUAUUAUGGAUAAUGGAACGAGUAUUACGAGGUGUAAUUUAAAAACUACCAUUACUUACGGAUUAGAAUAAGGAAUAGUAAAGUAUAUGUAUGUUCUUUUUUUAAUACAGUAACCGAGUGUUACUGUCAUUCCAUCUGACAUUCGCCUGUUACCGCUAAGCCAUAUUCUAUUUUUAAAUAUCAUUUAUUCUCUGUAUACAUGUCAUAAAUGUAAAUUAGUUAGUACAAGACAGAUUUAAUUUAAUUAUAAUUAUAUUAACACUAGGUUAGAUUUUGUUACUUCCGAAAAAAAAUACAAAAAUUAUAGUAUGAAAGUCCAUGUUACGUAUGACCGAUUUUACGAAAUAAAAAUUAAAGAAAAAUACAUUUGUUUUUUGCCUAGUGCGAGGCUUUUACGAUUUUAUUUGAUAGCGUUGACAUUUAGUGAUAUUUUUAUGAAAUCAAAACAGCGCUGUCUAGUGACAGAAAUCGGAAUCACUAUUUGCGAGUUUGACUUUUUUAACGAGCAUCGAACAUCGACUCGCAUUCGAAAGUGACAACGUUAAUGCUCGUGAUUGGUUGUUUCGAGUCUUUUGCGAGAAAAUUUGUAAAACUUGCACUUGUCAUACAGCUCAUAAGCUGACCUCUUGGUUGCAGCGGGUUCGGGAACCCGGGUCUCAAAUUAUUUCUUGCGGUGUAAUGUGCGGUUUAUUCUUAAAAAUGUAAAGUUUUUUUUUAUUGCGUUAUAAUGAAGAAAAGGUUCUCUAUUCUUGUUUCUAACAAGAAUAGAGAACUUUUCAUUUGGAAAUGAUGUUGAC
Molecule: messenger RNA, 4086 nt
Organism: Vanessa atalanta (red admiral)
Lineage: Eukaryota; Metazoa; Arthropoda; Insecta; Lepidoptera; Nymphalidae
Gene: Mtmr6
Product: myotubularin-related protein 6
Exons: 18
Coding region: 182-2350 (722 amino acids)
Biological process (GO): dephosphorylation
Molecular function (GO): phosphatase activity; metal ion binding
Source: RefSeq, a predicted model, not a curated record